AUGCGUUAUUUGACGAGGCUGAACGUGCUCGGCAGUUUCGCCUUCAUAGGUGUUCUGAUCGCCCUCUCCCUACUCUAUGCAUCGGGCAACUUCUAUACCGUGGGCAGCCAAUUGCAUCUUCCCGAAACCCCGAGCAGCCCGGAAGCCAUCCCAGAGCCCACUUUGAAGCCUCCUUCGAAGCCCGAGACGACCAAGGUACCUAUCACUCCCGUGAAGAACUCAACAAUAUCGUCCAAAGCCGAGAAUAGACUGGUUGUCUUUGGGGAUGCCUGGAGCGACACCGGCUCGCGUCUUGCUGACCAGGGGCGAGCAUGGCCGGAAUGGUUUUGUAUGAUGUGGCCGUGUCGCCUGGAAACUUACGCACAGAAGGAACAUGUCUGCAAGAGUUCCUUCUGCGGGUCCGUCGUUGAUGAAACCGAACUCCAUACCGUUGAAACCGAGGUGUCCCGUGCCUUGGAGCCACUACCAGACCUUCGCAGUCAGGUUGACCAGUGGCUCGCCGCAGAGAUCCGUGCAAGUGAGAACGAGCCUGCAGCCGGCGACAUGCAAGCGCGUGCAGAAAAUACCGUCUUUGCUUUGUCGUUCCUCAUAUGGGACAUUUGGAAAUUCAACGGAGCGCAUCCUGGAGACGCGCAGAGCUCGAUCAACCGGAGUCUCACUACCAUGUUCCAGCAGUUGGAUCGCCUGGCAGAGCACACCAAAUCCGAUGAUCUCAAAAUCCUCCUGAUGAUGUCCGUCGAUCCCACGUUGCUUCCUGCGUUUGAUCCAUCGCAGGGCCAGAAAGACAUGGUUUCUAUAGUCGACCAAUGGAAUACGGAAUUGAAAGAGCAGGCCGAUGAGUGGAAAAAUGGCUCAGUUUAUGUAUUCAACACCAACGAAUUUCUCAGCAAUCAAAUCCGGUCCGGGCAGUUUUUCAUGGCGGGAAUGCUGGAUGGGCAAGGACUAGGAAAGGAGAACCCCUGGGAUGAUGUCGAAAACCCAUGCGUUCAGACUACAAGCCAUUGGCUGCCUUUUCUGAAUAACAAGGGCCAGCGGUGUGAGAGACCAGAAAAAUUCCUAUUCUGGUAUGUUGUCCACAAAGUUACCGCAACGGGAAACAAAGAAAAAGCUAACAAUGUAAACCACUAG
Talaromyces atroroseus is the source of this 1128-nucleotide messenger RNA. RefSeq lists its product as hypothetical. The transcript has 2 exons. Lineage: Eukaryota; Fungi; Ascomycota; Eurotiomycetes; Eurotiales; Trichocomaceae. The coding region runs from base 1 to 1128 and encodes 375 amino acids. The record is from RefSeq and is a predicted model, not a curated record.